This is a messenger RNA of Acanthopagrus latus (yellowfin seabream), 1208 nucleotides long. It is a transcript of the gene mrps35, whose product is annotated as mitochondrial ribosomal protein S35. Lineage: Eukaryota; Metazoa; Chordata; Actinopteri; Spariformes; Sparidae. The transcript has 8 exons. Gene Ontology annotation, cellular component: mitochondrial small ribosomal subunit. Bases 34 to 1038 code for a protein of 334 amino acids. The record is from RefSeq and is a predicted model, not a curated record. Gene Ontology annotation, molecular function: structural constituent of ribosome. Gene Ontology annotation, biological process: mitochondrial translation.
CCCUCGUUCUUUUCCGUAGUCGCUGUCAUAAACAUGGCUUCACACACUAGCAAGGCAUUUCUGUCCCUAGGUCGAAUUAAUGUUCACGGUCUUGGACUUCAGAAACCACUGAGCAGGGUCACGUACGCGACAGCUUUGACUAUAAAUUCUAGUAACACGAAUAAAGGCCUUCCUGACAGAGGUGGUAGAGGAUUCAUUCCCAGAAAACCCAGGAGAGAUGCAGGGGAGCCCAGGACGGAAAAGAUGGCGGUGGAUCAGGACUGGACUGCAGUUUACCCAGCUGCAGCCCCCUUUAGACCAGGCUCCGUCCCCCUGCCUGUGAGGAUGGGAUACCCCAUGAAGAGAAGCAUUCCUCCAGAGAAGAAAGGCAACUUGGAGCUAAUCAAGAUACCUAAUUUCCUGCAUUUGACACCAGCGGCCAUCAAGAAACACUGUGAAGCUCUAAAACCAUUCUGUACAGAGUGGCCCUCUGCCUUGGACACCGAUGACAAAUGUGACGAGCACUUCCCCAUCAAAUUACAAAGUACCGACUAUGUCUUUGCCGGCCCAUCUGUCAGAAAUCCUUCAGCUCGUGUUGUCACACUCAGAGUAAAGGUGUCCAGUUUGAAUAUGGACGAUCACGCACGCAAGAAAAUGCUCAAACUUGUUGGGGAGAGAUACUGCAAAGAUACCGAUACCCUCACCAUCACAGCUGAACGUUGCCCUUUGAGACAGCAGAAUACGGACUAUGCCAUGUACCUGCUAACUGUCCUUUACCACGAGUCUUGGAAAACAGAAGCAUGGGAGGCUGAGAAGACUGUGGCAGACAUGGAAGAGUACAGCUGGGAGGACAGCCCGUCCCAAAGGAAUAUCUUGGACAUGCUCGUACGCAUGAAAGUGGCAGGGGAAGGAGAGGUCGAUGAAGUGCGAGAGCAGCUGUUGGGAAGAAAAGAGGUGCAGGAGUAUAAGGACUCUGUCAUAAGGCUGAAGAAUGAAGGAGAGAACGAGAGCCACAUGCUCCAGUACAAGGAGGCCGUCAAGAAAUUGCUCAGCCUGUAGUGCAGCUCAGUGUACAAAUGUAUUUACAUGAAGAUGGUGACCAGAACAUUUUAAAUACCUGUGGGCUCAUGCUAUUACUGUUCCAAUGUACAUCUAGAGAUUACAACCUCAAGGGUCACAACUUAUGUAUUUAUUUUUUCCAAAAUAAAUUUACCAUCAUCCCAAGUGUA